AUGACUGGGAGGGGAUUGGAACACCUGAAUCACAUGAUAGGGAGGGGAUUGGAACACCUGAAUCACAUGACUGGGAGGGGAUUGGAACACCUGAAUCACAUGAUAGGGAGGGGAUUGGAACACCUGAAUCACAUGAUUGGGAGGGGAUUGGAACACCUGAAUCACAUGACUGGGAGGGGAUUGGAACACCUGAAUCACAUGAUAGGGAGGGGAUUGGCACACCUGAAUCACAUGAUAUGGAGGGGAUUGGAACACCUGAAUCACAUGAUAUGGAGGGGAUUGGAACACCUGAAUCACAUGAUUUGGAGGGGAUUGGAACACCUGAAUCACAUGAUUGGGAGGGGAUUGGCACACCUGAAUCACAUGAUAUGGAGGGGGUUGGAACACCUGAAUCACAUGAUAUGGAGGGGAUUGGAACACCUGAAUCACAUGAUUGGGAGGGGAUUGGAACACCUGAAUCACAUGAUUGGGAGGGGAUUGGCACACCUGAAUCACAUGAUAUGGAGGGGGUUGGAACACCUGAAUCACAUGAUAUGGAGGGGA
Staurois parvus is the source of this 543-nucleotide messenger RNA. NCBI's taxonomy places the organism in Eukaryota, Metazoa, Chordata, Amphibia, Anura, Ranidae. The record is from the annotation of a GenBank genome assembly.